Molecule: messenger RNA, 465 nt
Organism: Exophiala dermatitidis NIH/UT8656
Lineage: Eukaryota; Fungi; Ascomycota; Eurotiomycetes; Chaetothyriales; Herpotrichiellaceae
Exons: 1
Coding region: 1-465 (154 amino acids)
Source: RefSeq, a predicted model, not a curated record
AUGGAUCGACCCGUUCUAUCCCUUACCGGCGCCUACGCAGGCCUAUUCAACCCGCCCGUGUUGUUAUCCACAUAUAUCCCUGAAACCAUAACCAGAGGUUCUGUGUCUGUACCCAGUUCAGACUUCGUCAUCGAUCCCGCACAUAGAGUCAUCUACAACCAGUUGGGCGCGUACUCGCUGUUGACGUUCUCCAUGAGUGCGCUGCUGUAUCGCUGCACGAGGGAUCUGAAAGUCUGGAGAGUCUGGCAGGGGUCGGUGUUGGUUGUGGAUGUGGUGAUUUUGGGGGCGGCGGCUUUGGCGUAUAGGCAGCAGGGACGGUUGAGUUUGUUGAAGUGGAGGAGUGAGGAUUGGUUUGCGGUGGUGGUUACGGGGAUUUGUGCUUUGUUGAGGGCGGGGUUUUGUUUGGGGAUUGGUGUACGUGAGGGUGAAAAAGGGACUGAGGGUGAGAAGAGGAAGAGGAAGUGA